AUGGAAUGGGAGAACCAGACAUCUAGCUCUGACUUCAUCCUGACGGGAAUCUUCAGUCACACUCCCACUCACAUGUUCCUGUUCUCUCUGGUCCUGGGUAUCUUCACAGUGGCACUCUUGGCAAACACUAUCAUGGUUCUCCUCAUCUAUCUGGAUACCCGGCUCCACAACCCCAUGUACUUGCUCCUCAGCCAACUCUCCCUCAUGGACCUCAUGCUCAUCUGCACCACUGUACCCAAAAUGGCCUACAACUACUUGUCUGGUAGGAAGUCCAUUUCUGUAGCAGGAUGUGAAGCCCAGAUAUUCUUCUAUGUGUCCCUCUUUGGUGCUGAAUGCUUCUUAUUGGCUGUCAUGGCCUAUGACCGCUAUGUUGCCAUUUGCUACCCUCUUCAGUACCACAAUCUCAUGAACUGGAAAAUCUGUGGAGUCAUGGUUGCCUCUUCAUGGAUCCUUGGUUCCUUUGAUGGGAUUGUUGAUGUAGCCGCUACUUUGUCCUUUUCAUAUUGUGGCUCCCGAAAAAUACCCCAGUUUUUCUGUGAUGUGUCUGCGCUCCUAAGUCUCUCAUGCACUGAUACUUCCACAUUUAAAACACUUGCUUUUAUCUGUUGUGUAUUAAUGCUUCUUUUCCCGUUAUUACUCAUCAUUGUCUCCUACACUCAUGUAAUUGUGGCUGUCAUUCGCAUGAGUUCUCAGGAGGGUCGGCACAAGGCUUUCACGACCUGUACUUCACACCUUCUUGUUGUCGGAAUGUAUUAUGGAGCAGCUAUGUUCAUAUACAUGCGGCCCACUUCUAAUCGUUCCCCAACCCAGGACAAGAUGGUGUCAUCCUUCUACACCAUUCUCACCCCCAUGCUGAAUCCCCUUAUCUACAGCUUCCGCAACAAUGACGUGGCCAAAGCAUUCAGUAAGGUACUAGGGAAGGGGAAACCUAGAAAAUUAUUUGGAUAA
Messenger RNA from Equus caballus (horse), 948 nucleotides. It is a transcript of the gene OR2M22, whose product is annotated as olfactory receptor family 2 subfamily M member 22. NCBI's taxonomy places the organism in Eukaryota, Metazoa, Chordata, Mammalia, Perissodactyla, Equidae. Gene Ontology annotation, biological process: detection of chemical stimulus involved in sensory perception of smell; G protein-coupled receptor signaling pathway. Gene Ontology annotation, molecular function: G protein-coupled receptor activity; olfactory receptor activity. The record is from RefSeq and is a predicted model, not a curated record. Gene Ontology annotation, cellular component: plasma membrane.